ACACUCCCGGCUCCGAGCCGCGACAGAGCGGAGCGAACUGAACCACUCACCAGCCGCAGCCGCCGCCGCCCGGUGCGUCAGGCUCUCCGCGCGCAGCGCUCCAGCCUGGCGCCCAAGCACGGGGCUGAGCCAGCGCCAGCUCGGCUCCCUGCAGCAGCAUCCUCCCGCCGCCCAGCCCCCGCACACUCGCUGCCUUUUAAAAGGACUUCCCGACACUUCCCCGCUCUGCCCUGGGAUCCCCCAACCCCGCGCUUCUCGCCACUUCACUUCGCAGCAACUUCGGUGGCCGCGCGCCGCCCGCCCUCGUCCGCCUUUGAAGUUUGCAGCGCCAACCGCAAAGUUGAGACACUCUGGCCGAUUUAAUUUCUCACUUUUAUCUGCCUCCGCUCACACCCACCAGUCCCCUCGGUUCCUGGAUUCUGGUGUGUAGCAUCUUGGGCCGAAGCCGGGGACGUGGACUAUUUUGCUCACCACACCUCAGGGAGAUAUUUUCCCUCUUCCCUCCACUCCAGGAAAAAAAAAAAAAAAGCAAAAAAAACAAACGAAAACAAAUUUCAAGGAUGGUGAUGCUUCACUGGUGUCUGCUGUGGCUGCUAUUCCCACUCAGCUCAAGGAUGCAGAAGUUACCUACUCGAGAUGAGGAACUUUUUCAGAUGCAGAUCCGGGACAAAGCAUUUUUUCAUGAUACCUCAGUAAUUCCAGAUGGAGCUGAGAUUAGCAGUUAUCUCUUUAGAGACACACCUAAAAGGUAUUUCUUUGUGGUUGAAGAAGACAAUACUCCAUUAUCAGUCACAGUGACUCCCUGCGAUGCGCCUUUAGAAUGGAAGCUGAGCCUCCAAGAGCUGCCUGAGGAGGCCAGUGGAGAAGGCUCAGGUGACCCAGAACCUCUUGAGCAGCAGAAGCAGCAGAUCAUUAAUGAGGAGGGCACAGAGCUAUUUUCCUACAAAGGCAAUGAUGUUGAGUAUUUUAUAUCUUCCAGUUCUCCAUCUGGUUUAUAUCAGUUGGAGCUUCUUUCAACAGAGAAGGAUACACAUUUCAAAGUAUAUGCCACUACAACUCCAGAGUCGGAUCAGCCAUACCCUGAAUUACCUUAUGACCCAAGAGUAGACGUUACCUCUUUGGGACGUACCACAAUCACUUUGGCCUGGAAACCAAGCCCCACGGCCUCUUGGCUGAAACAACCCAUUCAGUACUGUGUGGUCAUCAACAAAGAGCACAAUUUUAAAAGCCUCUGUGCAGUGGAAGCAAAAUUGAGUGCGGAUGAUGCUUUUAUGAUGGCGCCAAAACCUGGCCUGGACUUCAGCCCCUUUGACUUUGCCCACUUUGGAUUUCCUUCAGAUAAUUCAGGCAAAGAGCCCCGAUUCCUAGCAAAGCCUUCUCCAAAACUGGGGCGCCAGGUCUACUCAAGGCCCAAGGUUGACAUCCAGAAAAUGUGCAUAGGGAACAAGAACAUCUUCACUGUCUCUGAUCUGAAACCCGACACGCAGUACUACUUUGACGUCUUUGUGGUCAACAUCGAUAGCAACAUGAGCACCGCAUACGUAGGCACCUUUGCCAGGACCAAGGAAGAAGCUAAACAGAAGACAGUCGAACUUAAAGACGGGAAAAUUACAGAUGUGUUUGUUAAAAGGAAGGGAGCGAAGUUUCUACGGUUUGCUCCAGUCUCUUCUCACCAAAAAGUUACCUUCUUUAUUCACUCCUGUCUGGACACUGUCCAAAUCCAAGUGAGAAGAGAUGGGAAACUUCUGCUGUCUCAGAACGUGGAAGGCAUUCGGCAGUUCCAGCUUAGAGGAAAACCUAAAGCAAAAUAUCUCAUUAAGCUGAAAGGAAACAAGAAGGGAGCCUCACUGUUGAAAAUACUAGCUACCACGAGGCCUAGUAAGCAGGCGUUUCCCUCUCUUCCUGAAGACACAAGGAUCAAAGCCUUUGACAAGCUCCGCACCUGUUCUUCAGCCACCGUGGCUUGGCUAGGCACUCAGGAAAGGAACAAGUUUUGCAUCUACAAAAAAGAAGUGGAGGAUAACUACAAUGAAGACCAGAAGAAGAGAGAACAAAACCAAUGCCUAGGACCAGAUACAAGGAAGAAAUCAGAAAAAGUCCUCUGUAAAUACUUCCACAGUCAAAACCUGCAAAAGGCAGUGACCACAGAAACAAUUAAUGGUCUUCAGCCUGGCAAAUCUUACCUGCUGGAUGUUUAUGUCAUUGGACAUGGGGGGCACUCAGUGAAGUAUCAGAGUAAAGUCGUGAAAACCAGGAAGAUCUGUUAGUUACCUUGUAUAGAGAUAUAUUAUGUAGAACUCUGGGAGAGACAGUAAAUCACUUUAAGUACAAACUGGCUACUCCGACAGCUGAGAGAAGAUGUGACCUGUACUUGUGCUAUAUAAGGAAAGGUACCAACUUGCGUAUAUUUAUGUUUAUAUAACUAAUUGUCGGACAAGACUUGACCUAGUGUGCCGAUGCUACCUAGUGUGCAUCUGAUGCCCAGCUGAUGUCAAAGGUAGAGAACCUCUUGAGGGAACUGUCAUCCCUUGCUUUGACCAUUGCAUGAACUGCUUCUAAAUUAUUUUAUAACCUAAAAAUUUAAAAUAUGCCAUUCAUUGCACACACCCACAAAUACAAAUCAUUCCUCUCUAUAGAUGCUAGGAGAUAUAUAUAUAUAUAUAUAAAUUAUUUUAUAAAGUCUUGUCUUAAAUAUCAGUGUUUCUAUGAUUGUAAACUAUUACAUUCUUUUCCUGUUAAGGCACAAAUCUAAUCUAAGUAUUAUUAAGUGGACAGCCCUCUAGACAGUUAUAUUGCUAUUGUAAAUUCUUAUUUGUUGAGUAAAAUGUUUAAAUACUGUAUGUAUCCCAUGUACAAAAAAGUUGACAUACAUUAUAUCCAUGUACAUAAAAUUAAAGAUAUUAGAUUAUAUACUGAUCAUUUUCUCAAGCAGCUACUUUGGUGUGUUCAAUUUCUAUUCUGUCCCUAAAACUGUGCCUUUAUGUAAUUUGGCACCAAAAUUGACAUUUUUUUUUGUUUUUUGAUACUCAAAAAGGUAUUCUCUAAAGUUACUAUGGCAUUAGAUAAGUUGUUAAGGUUUGUAUUUUGACAUUGAAAAGGAGCCAGCUGUUGUGACAGUUGAGACAACUGCCAUGGACUUGUCUUACAAGAAUAGGACAAGACAAAUAUUGCAGCUCAACAAAUAUUACACAAAUUGUCCUUGAUGACCUAAAAUAUAUCAUAUUUUAAGCAUCCGUUUUAAGUAGAAAAUUUGGCUCUUCUAAGUAUUUUCCAUCUGCUUGAAAAUUAGCAAAAUAUUUUAAUUUCUAGAUGAAGCAUCUUGACAACCACCAGUUACAACUGUGGCUGCAACAAGGGAACCACAGAAGCUGCUGUUUUGUGACAUUAACCAUCUGCUACUUUUUUUUUUAAUUCAGUUUUAUUGAGAUAUAUUCACAUGUCAUACAACCAU
Molecule: messenger RNA, 3451 nt
Organism: Choloepus didactylus (southern two-toed sloth)
Lineage: Eukaryota; Metazoa; Chordata; Mammalia; Pilosa; Megalonychidae
Gene: NDNF
Product: neuron derived neurotrophic factor
Exons: 4
Coding region: 561-2267 (568 amino acids)
Biological process (GO): extracellular matrix organization
Molecular function (GO): protein binding
Source: RefSeq, a predicted model, not a curated record